AUGGUCUGUUCCACCUUUGACAGCAUUGCUGGGGUGCAGUUCCUGUACCCUUCAUGCUAUAACACCUCUUACACGGUACCUGAAUCUGAAGGUGGUUGGCUUAUUGGCCCAGCGUCUGACCCUGGCUCGAUCUGGUUCCAUAAGGCUAUUGAUUGGCUGGCUAGGUUUUUGCAUUAUAUCCAGGAUACGUGGAAUCGCGUAAAUGGUAUAACCAUUGCUGAGUUUGAAUUUUCGGGGCCGUUUGAGGCGAAGGGGUUGAACUUGUGGGGUGCUCGGCUUGGAGUAUGGCUGGCUGAUUAUGUCGAGUGGAGGGCUGGGUAUCCUUCAAGAUUCGGAGUACAGUAUGUCAACUUGACUACGCAAGAGCGCUUCUACAAGGCCAGUUUCUUUGAACUGGCGAAUUUGUUCCGCACGUAUAUUCAGGGCUAGAGACAUGCGCCUAGACAAAGGUCUGCCACUGCGUUGUCAUACAUAUCGUGCGAAUGCUACUACCUGAUCCUAUUCACAUAGUAUCUAUACCGCAUACAUGCAUCAGACCCACCUCCUCCUCCGUCUCUUAACAAAGGUUUCCCAUCC
Molecule: messenger RNA, 576 nt
Organism: Aspergillus piperis CBS 112811
Lineage: Eukaryota; Fungi; Ascomycota; Eurotiomycetes; Eurotiales; Aspergillaceae
Exons: 4
Coding region: 1-429 (142 amino acids)
Biological process (GO): carbohydrate metabolic process
Molecular function (GO): hydrolase activity, hydrolyzing O-glycosyl compounds
Source: RefSeq, a predicted model, not a curated record